AUGUCCUCCACGCCGACGUCGACGCCGGUAAAGCGCGCCUGCGACAGCUGCCACCGCCGCAAGGUCAAGUGCAUCGGCGAGGGCACCAAGCCCUGCAAGAACUGCAUCUCGGCCGGCCUCAACUGCACCUACAAUGCCAUUCCCCAGAAAAAGGGCCCCAAGGGCUCGCGCGCAAAGGUCCUGUCGGAGCUCCGCGAGACGCAGCGCAACGCCCAGAUGCAGGCCGGCGCCUUUGGCGACCACUUUGCCAACAUCGCCCUGCAGCGCCAGCCCGGCCUGAUGUCGCUCGACCUCAUCCACACCUGCGUCGACUUCUUCUUCGCCAACAUGUACCCCAGCCAGCCCAUCCUGCACCACCAGCGCAUCCAGGAGGCCAUCAUGACCAUGGACCAGAGCGUCGAGGCCUACUGCCUCAUCUCGGCCCUGUGCGCCUACAUGCUCAUCCAGCCCAACCUGCAGCUCUCGCCCCACGUCGCCCCGCGCGGUCCCGACGGCAACCCCGUCCCCAACCUCAACUUUGGCAUCAUCCUUCUCGAGGAAUCCGUCCGCGUGCGCAAGGGCUACAACCACAUGGAGAACCCCACCCGCUAUACCGUCAUCACCUCCUUCUUCUACUUCAGCUCCUACCUGUGCCUCGACAAGCACAACACGGGCUGGUACUACCUACGUGAGGCCACCACCCACGCCCAGCUGCUGGGCAUGCACGACGAGGAGACGUACAAGACGGGCGACUUCAUCGAGACGUCGCGCCGCAGGAGGCUGUUUUGGCUGCUCUUCAUCCAGGAGAGGGCCUACGCCCUCCACAAGCACCGCCCCAUCACCCUCGACGCAACCAUUGAGCUACCGACCAUGGACGAGGACCCCACCGAGCGCGUCCAGCUGUCGGGCUUCCUGCACCUCAUCAACCUCUACAAGCCCUUCGAUCACACCUUCAUUGGCCUUUGGAACAAGGUCCGCACCGGCUGCCUGCCGGCCUGGCUGGCUCAGAUGCAGCAGCAGCUGUCCGAGGCGCUGCCCACAUAUCUCGAGAGCACAGAGGUGCAGGCCGUCGACCUGCGCACGUCGCAGCAGUGGCUACGCACGAUGGUUUGGCAACUUUCCAUCAGCCACGGCUUCAUUUCGUCCAUGGCCACCGAUAACACAAUGAGCUUCAAGUACCCCAUCGAGAUCGCGCGCGACCUCAUCACAAUGUCGAGUCAGUUCUCGCAGCAGGCGAUGGAAGUGCAUGGCGUGGGUCUGAUCGAAAAGCUCUUCGACGUGGCCUGCACGCUGACCGACGUCAUGGCCUGCGUGCCGCUCGACCAAAACUCGUUUGAGAUUGGCCCGCGCGACUACCUCGGCCGCUUCCUGGGCAUCAUCUCAACACUACGCGGCGGGCACUCGCGCUACUUGGCGCUGCUACUGCAGAAGAUCAACGAAGUCCUUCCCAACAUGGCCGUGCCAAUGCCGCGAGGCGUGAGCGCCAACUCGACGCCCACAAACCCACGCCUGGACGAGUUGUACGAGAGCUCAGCAUCCGUGUCGGCGCAGGGCUCGCACGUCGGUUCCCACGAAGCUACACCAUUCGACUCGCCGCCGCCCAUGAGCAUUCCUGUGCCCGUGCGGCAAAGCAGCCACGGUAACAUGCCCUAUCCGGAAAUGCAAGUCACGCCGCCGCUGGUGCCGCAACAACCAGGCUUCCCGACCUUUUCGACAGCAAUGGGCUUCCCUCAGACGACGACAGCGGGGCCGCCGCCCCCGGCCGUGUACCAGGCGCAGCAUAGCUCGCAUGGGGGGUUCCCUGGCUGA
Messenger RNA from Aplosporella prunicola CBS 121167, 1788 nucleotides. RefSeq lists its product as uncharacterized. NCBI's taxonomy places the organism in Eukaryota, Fungi, Ascomycota, Dothideomycetes, Botryosphaeriales, Aplosporellaceae. The transcript has 4 exons. The coding region runs from base 1 to 1788 and encodes 595 amino acids. The record is from RefSeq and is a predicted model, not a curated record. Gene Ontology annotation, molecular function: DNA-binding transcription factor activity, RNA polymerase II-specific; zinc ion binding; DNA binding. Gene Ontology annotation, biological process: DNA-templated transcription; regulation of DNA-templated transcription.